Molecule: messenger RNA, 4470 nt
Organism: Ectocarpus siliculosus
Lineage: Eukaryota; Phaeophyceae; Ectocarpales; Ectocarpaceae
Source: the annotation of a GenBank genome assembly
AUGGUGCGCUGGUCGAAGCUUUCGGGGGUUGAUAAGAAGACUCUGGUAGACGUCUUAGACCCGGGGCAUCUCCAAGAACUUCGCGAAGGGGAGUCGCGCCAGCUGAGGAGGGUUCCCCGCCUUGUGAAGAAGGCUGUGCGCAGGAAGAGGCGUGUGAAGGAUGUUACAAAUCUUCUUGAUCACGCGAAUGUCCUGAAGCCCGAGUUCGUCGAAGGGCUCGUCGGUCUUCUGUCUCCGGACAACGCGCCCAACAGUACGGUAUCGGGGAGAGAUUCGCCUCUUCGUGAAACGGCGAACGUCGGCCCCGCAGCGUUCACGGAGGAAGAGGAAGGGCCGCCUUUUGGUAUGCAUACCACACCCGAGGAAAUUCCCUCACCACCCGACCACCCGGGAGGUAAAGAGCUGGUGCUCUACCAGCCUCUGCCGUUCGUGAUGAUCGUCCCAGACACGGAGGGUGCUGACGGCGGCGAGUCUGGGGAUGGGGGGUCGCCCGAUCCCAAGGGAGGUCGUGAGCUGAUGCUUUACCAGCCUCUGCCGUUCGGGAUGACCGUCCCAGACACGGUGGGUGUCGACGGCGACGAGUCCCGGGAUGGGGGGUCGCGCAAUCCCAAGGGAGGUAAAAAGCUGAUGCUCUUCCAGCCCCUGCCGUUCGGGAUGACCGUCCAAGACACGGAGGGUGCUGACGGCGGCGAGUCCCGGGAUGGGGGGUCGACACGUGCGGUCGUGUCCGAUGCCAUGGGAACGUCGGCUUGGGUGCCGGAAGGCCCACCCUCGCACACAGCGGUCGUGAAUUCGGACGACGGCGCUGAAGACAAACUUCAUCCCCACCCCGAGCCUCUUCAUGCGGAGCCGGUGACGCUCGAAACUGUGCUCGACUCCGCGCAGCCGGACGACAACGGUCUUUCAUCAGCACGAGAGGUGUCUCCGGCUCUGGUUCGCUGGGACGGCAGGCGAAUCGCACAGCCGCAUCCGGCCGUGGUUGGCGUGGUCUCCGCUAUUUUUGCCGGAGCAGUAGUCCUGUUGUUAUGCCAGUGGCGCUCACGGCGGACGCGUCUUCGACAACAGGCACUGGGCCUCCCUCGACAGGACGCGCUUCGACGGGUGAUCCUCAAGGACGCGGACCGAUCGCGCCAGCGGGAGGUUUCCGUUUUCUGGCGUUGGCGGCUGGCGAGUUCGACAGGAAUUGUGGCCGACCUCCGCGCCCAAGGCGAGCGAGCGGCGGCGGAGAACGAGGCAGCCCGCGCCAUCGACCGCGAAGCCGCCCAAGGGCGACAAGAAGCGGCGGUGGGGAUGGUGACGGCAGUGGAGACGAGGAGACGUGAAUCGGCCGAGACAGCCCUCGACGAGGCCCGUGAAGCGGCAGCCGCCGACCGGGCGGAGCAGGAAGCUCGCAUGGAGGAGCAGGAAGCUCGCAUGGUGGAGCAGGAAGCUCUUAUUCACUCGACGGAGGGAUCUCUGGUGGGGACGCAGCGGGAGUUGCGUGAGACCAGGCAAGGCCUAACGGAGUCACGGGGCGUUGUUGAGGGGCUGCAGCAGCAGCUGAAGAAGGUCGAGAAGGAGGAUGCGGGCAAGGCGCGGGAGGCCACCCAGUGCUACCUUCGGCAGAGGCAGCAGGUCCGACACCUCGCGAAGGAGGUAGAGGGCAAACAGGAGGAGGUAGCGGCGACGACACGGGCGCUAACGGAGGCGAGGCGGGACGGGGGGUCUCUCCGAAGGGAGAGGGAUGGCCUGAGCGCUUCCCUCGACGCGAAAGAGGGCGCCCUCUACGCGACACAGGACCGCGUCCGGGUCGAGCGGGAGCAGGCGGCGGCCAAUGCCCGGCAGCUCAAGGGCCAGGUGGAGGAGCUGCAUGAGGCACUAACGCAGGCGCAGCGCCAGGGGGGAUCUCUCCAAAGGCAGCGGAAUGGCCUGAGGGCCGCUGUCUCCGCGAUGGAGGACGUCGCCUGGGAGGACAGGAAUCUGGCGGCAGACACCAUCCGGCGGCUGAGGACGGAGCUGGAGGCCUCGCACCUGGAAGUCACGGCGGAAGAGGCGGCCGCUGCCGGGGCGAGGGCGGAGGCGGAGGAGCUGCGGCCGCAGCUGACGGAGGCGUUGCAGGCGUUAACGGCUCUUCGAACGGAGAGGGAUGGUUUGAGGGUCACCCUCUCCGCAGCAGAGGGCCGAACGGGCCAGGCGGUGGCCAAGGUCGGGCAGCUCCAGUGCCAGGUGGAAGAGCUGCGGGCAGCGCUGGAGGCCGCGCACCUCGAAGGCACGGCGGGAGAGGCCGUCAUUGACAGGGCGAGGGUGGAGGCGGAGAAGCUGCGGAAGGAGCUGAGCGCACAGCAGCGCCUCGGCCGGCAUUAUGCGCUUGGCUGGUUGAUCCAGCGGGUCGCCCGCUCUCACCAGCGACAGAUCUCGGCCUUCUGGCGCUGGAGACUGGCGCCGGCGCCGGCUACCGCCGCAAUCCUGAGGCCGCGGGAAUGGGAGGAGAGCAUCGGGAGCGGGACUGUGGUCGCGGAGACCGCCCUCAGGAGGCGUGACGCCAGCGCUGAGCCGGCGACCGCCCGGGUCAAAGAAGAACGCCAGGAACUGCUGGACACUGGAACAGCUUCCGACACCAGUGCCACCGCCACCGCCACCGCCCCCCAAGCCGCGGUGACCACACUUGCCGCCGACCUCCGAACCCAAUCCGAGACAGCGGCGUCGGACGAGGUCGGGCAGGAGGAAGGGGAGGCCCCGCACUGCGGGACGUGGGCGGUGGCGGAUAGGGUCCAGGAUCUCGAGCGGAAGGAGGAGGAGGAGGUCCGCAGCCAGAGGGAGGACGAGAAGGCUCGCGGGAAGGAGUCGUCAAGGCAGCGGGAGGGGCUGAGGACGGCGGCGCAGGAGGACGCGAAGCAGGUGCCGAGCGGGAGGACACCCGAGGAUGCUGCUGGUGCUGGUUCUAGUGGUGCUGGUGGUGGUGCUGGGGAGACUGGGUUCGCCACGGCCAGGGGCGGAGGCGGGGCCGGCUGUGUGCCCGGUGCCACCCGGCAAACGGAGGGGGGAGAGACGGUAUUGGAGGGCUUGUCCGCGUCCAACAUGACGUCGGCGACGGGCGACUCAGAGCUCCAGGGACCGCCAUCAGCUGCCUCCUCGUCGUCGCACAUGAAUGACAUUGGCGACACGCUUCCUGGGAGAGCGGAGAACGGGUCCCACGCUGGCAUUGACGGGGACAGGGCUGGUUCCCGGCCAGAAGCCAUCCACACGUCGGAGGUCCGGUUGCCGUGCCAAGGGGAGACAGCCGAUGCAGUCCGGGACUUCUCGCCAUUCUUUCGGGACCACUUCGAUGUCACCAUCCGGCAUGUUCCCUUGGAGUCUGCAGUUUACAUCUCCGGGAAGGCUGAAGACGGGGUGGUUCACGUGGCCGCCGAGUGCUUCGAGCAUGGCCUUCGCGUUUGUCGCGAUGACGAAGUGAAGGCCGCGGAUUUCCUUCUUCUGCGAGCCCGUGUCCGCUCGGCACGUGACCCGGACGGCUCGCAGUACUUGCUGCCGUUGGAGGUCAGCAUCAAGCUGCGCAGGAGACUUCGUGAUCUGGGCGACCUGUACGGAGUUGUGAUCAACAGCGUGCCGGCGAGAUCGGUGGGGCUUGGGUCUGGAGGUGGCGGCAGCGGCGGCGGCGGUGGGCUACCAGAAUACCUUUGUUGUCCCGGGGUGGACACCGACGACAACACACAAGACCAUCGCAAGGUUGUGCAGAUCUGGGGUCUGCGGGACUGUGUUGUCGGCGCCUUUGACCGCGUGGUGGCCAGCUUGUUAGACAACAUGGAGUACGUCGUCAAGCUUGGUUCCGUGGGUGCUGACGAGCUUAAAAGACUUAGAUUCAAGGGAAAGAAUGUGAAGUAUUUCACGGAAGGGGGCGUCACAGGGGUACGGAUCUCGGGCAGACCUCACCUUUUUGCCGACGCAAAUGUCAGCACAGUCCUGCAGUCCUUGCCGGAGAGGCUGCCGGAUAAAGUGCAAUGCGUGGACAUGAAGUACACCGGCGCCAUGCGAGCGCUCAGCAGGCCCUGGGCUAUCGAUGAGAUCGCCCAAGCCAGCGGCAUCGACCAGUCGCAAGUCAGAGUCACUCCGCAGUGGCAGAACAAGUGUAUGCUGCUGCAGGUGCUGAAGCUCGGUGGCGACCGUGGGGCGAUCCAGGGGAUGUGCACCUUCCUCGAGGGCCGAGUGAAGGAGUGGCGGGGGCAACGCUUGGUCGUUACCCUUACCGCCGAAAUCAUCGAUAAGGCCCGAAAGCGUUUCUUUUCAAGCGGAAGUGCUGGCGGGUUCCACUUCUCCAGCUUUUUCGUGGCCUCACUGUCGGAGGAGAUCGGAGAGCACCUAUGGCUGGACGGCUUCCAGCUGACGGCCAGAGUCGACCCCGAUGACCGAGACAGCGCCCAGGCCAAGCUGGAGACGAUGGUAGCACAGCCUCGCUGCGAUCCGGUAUGCGUGGCCACCCUCAUUUUGGAAUAA